Symbiodinium necroappetens is the source of this 1941-nucleotide messenger RNA. The record is from the annotation of a GenBank genome assembly. NCBI's taxonomy places the organism in Eukaryota, Dinophyceae, Suessiales, Symbiodiniaceae.
AUGAUGUUGGCGGCGUUCGGAGCCAGUUGUGUGGCAGCGUUUCUCUACAACAGGAUUCGAGCUUCAAGUCAUGCCGGAUGGGCCUUUGGAUAUGCAGUCGUGAACUCUCUUCAAUCCGCGUUCUGUGGGAUAUCCUUCCUGAACACAGAUGACUGCAACCGUGGCGUCAUCAUAUACGGCCACGGCUUGAGAUUGUACUGGAUCGUAGCUGUUGAUUGCAUCCGGACGGUUCUCUAUGGCGCUGUCCUGAUCUGGAUGCAAGUACUCAUCGCUGCACGGCUAGAUCUUCUGGAGCAAUCCUCACAAAUGAACUAUUGCAGCGCCUGCAUUUGGAAAAUCAUUUGGGUGCAGGUCUUCAACUUCGUGGUUAACGCGCUUUUAGCCUGUGCCUUCGCGGCACAGCGGCUGUCCGACUCGUUUGUCUAUGCUCCGACUGCUGUAUUGCCAGCUUCUUUAUCUCUGACAUCGCUGUUAAGCUGGCUAUGCAACAUGGUGGCCAGCAUGGUGGCCAUCUUUGCUCUCACCUACUCUUACCUACAGCUGCGCAGGGUGUUGCAUGCUGCCAGGCUUGAUGGCGCCUCAGUUGCUGUGAGGUCCUCGCUGAGACAGGCCCGAAGGCUAGCUGCUGUUCAAGUCAUAGGUGUGUCGUCCAGUCUCAUGUUCACCAUCUUGGCCUUUGCGGCCCUUUCUAUCUCGCUGUUUCAGCUCAACACCUCGUGCAUGCUACCGUCUGUGGAGGCAUACAUUCUGGUUUCGAUUCAGGCCGUGGACUUCCUGGGGAAUGCUGUUGCUGUCUUGCUGCUCUCGGGCAGCCACAGGUUGCCAGCAGACAGCCACUCCGGAGACGUGCAGCCCAGCCAGGUCAGCCAAUGCAUGUCUUGCUGCAGGCAUGAGUCAGAAUCCCUUGAGCCUCCUUCCAGCGAGGCGGCCUGGGGACCCGAAUGGCGAGCCAAAGUUGAGGAGCUUUCGCUGCGAGGAAUGACCCUGCGCAGCCUCUUGGAGUUUUUUCGGGAAGACCUUCGCCGCAUGCCAGGGGGAUAUAAGCCCAAGGUUCACAGGACCAGAGAUGUGGUGCGCCAGGUGAUCAUUCCCCUCACAUCUGAGGAAGAAUGUGCAUAUGCAGCUUCGCGACUCAACAGGGACGGUGCCCGACGGGCUGAGGUCAUGGUGACCCACAACUGGGGUAACAACUUCAGGGAUUUGCUGGCCGCCGUCAUCUCGGACGCUCUGCAAGAAUGCAGUUUCAAUUUGGCAGCAAAGCUGCUGGAGGAAGACGACGACCUCCUGUCUGAGAUGCUGCAGAAGAGCGCUCGCCUGGACGACAGCUACUGGAUUUGCGCGUUUGCGGUCAACCAGCAUACUAGCAUAUGUCACCACAACCCUUACGACCGGGACCCAUUUACAAACGAGUUGUACCCGGAAUGCAAGUGCAAGAGCAUAAACGUCGGAGAUCCGGGGGGCAGAAGUGCAGCGUCAGAGAUCAACAAGUUCGAUGACAUGAUGCAUCACCUGGCUGCCACAGGAAGCUGCAGGCAAGUAAUUGCAGUGGACCAACAUCUUGAGCUGUUUAACCGUGCGUGGUGUGUUGCCGAAAUUGCAGAAGCCAGGCGGUUGCAAAUGAAGCAAUCGCUCAAGCUUGCAUCCAAAGCGACCCUCCACCAACGAGCGGGAACAUUGAAGAACCUGGACGUUCUGAGCAUGCGUGCAUCCUCCGACAUGGACAAGAAGAUCAUACUCGACAAGAUCAAGAGCAGCACGAACAUCGACCAGUUCAACGAAGAGCUGCAGGCACUGAUUUUCGACCCCAGGUCGGGCCUUUUGGCGUCCUGGAAUGCCAUGGACAGUUUGCAGCAAAUUGGAGAAGUGGGACGACUGAUUCGAUGGGGCCUUGCUGAUGCAGGCACUGGGAAGGUCUGGAAAGCCUGGGAGCUCCAGGCAUGA